This is a messenger RNA of Prorocentrum cordatum, 827 nucleotides long. The record is from the annotation of a GenBank genome assembly. Lineage: Eukaryota; Dinophyceae; Prorocentrales; Prorocentraceae.
AUGCAGGUGGAUCAUUGGAAAUCGACGGUCACACGCCUGGCCAGCUGGAUACUGAAGACCAUCCAGAAUGCCCCCGCCAGGUGCCUCGUCGUGAUAGGAGCUGGCUCGAAUUGCGAGUCUGGCAGGCGCGCGACAGGCGGAGGCGCAGUCCAGCAGGCGGCAGAUGAUGCACACCUCGGCACCCACAACAUUGGCGCAGAGAGCUUCACCAGUCAAGAAUUAUGGAGACUCAUGUCCAUGGAGGGGCUUGCGGUGGUGGACUCCUACUAUGCCACUGGCCCCACGCACUUCUGGCAGCAGAGCGAGCACACGUCGCACCCUGAUCACUUUUGGGCCCCGGCUGGGGCCAUUUCGAGUUCGGUUUCUUGCUGCGCGAUGAGGGGAGCUAUGAGAAACUUGCAGGAAAUUCCGCAUGCGCUGCCGAAGGGCCACUGCCCAUUGCUGUGGAGGCUGCGCUACAAGCUGCACUUCGACGUACCCGACGCUGAGCUGGAGCCGCGACGGGAUCACGAUUGCAUGGCGAAGUUGCUCAGCGACGGAGGCUCAUUGGGGCUGGUCGGAGAGCUUGAGAGGAUUGUCGAGCUGCAGCGCGUACUGGGCCCGCUGCUGAGCAUCGGCAGCGUCGAGGCGAGCUUCUACUCAAGUGUCACACCCUGGGCCGCAACUGCUUCACUGAAGAAGAUCGCAUGGCCAUUCGUCGGUGUGAUCGAGAGAUACGUCGAGAGAGAUACAGCCUCGAUCGUGAGAAUGCUGGCCGCAUGUUACGAGAAGCCCAGCAUGCCGCUGAUCGUGGUCACUCGAGUACCGUGUGGAAGUUGGCUUUCCAG